This is a messenger RNA of Photinus pyralis (common eastern firefly), 1110 nucleotides long. Its product is annotated as tRNA modification GTPase GTPBP3, mitochondrial-like. Gene Ontology annotation, molecular function: GTP binding. The record is from RefSeq and is a predicted model, not a curated record. Gene Ontology annotation, cellular component: mitochondrion; cytoplasm. NCBI's taxonomy places the organism in Eukaryota, Metazoa, Arthropoda, Insecta, Coleoptera, Lampyridae. Gene Ontology annotation, biological process: tRNA wobble uridine modification; tRNA methylation. The coding region runs from base 148 to 1110 and encodes 320 amino acids. The transcript has 4 exons.
CCUGGUGAAUUUACCAAGCGUGCUUUUUACAACGGUAAAUUGGACUUGACGCAAGCCGAAGGAUUAGCCGAUCUGCUAUCUGCUGAAACGGAAUUACAAAGAAAACAGGCUUUUUUGCAAACCGAGGGACACCUAAAGAACGUCUACAUGCGUUGGAAGAACGUUUUGGUGAGUGCGCUGGCAAACUUGGAGGCCUACAUCGAUUUUCACGAGACCGAGGUUUUGGAUGCUGAUUUGGUGAAUGGCACGAUGAAUAGCGUCUUGAAGCUGUCGGAAGACAUACGCAAACAUCUUGGUAACGGGGUCAGAGGCGAAUGUUUAAGGAAUGGCGUGAAAACCGUUCUAAUCGGCGAGACCAACGUGGGCAAAAGUAGUCUUGCUAAUGUUCUUUGCAGCCGACCUUUAUCCAUAGUAACUCCCAUACACGGUACCACAAGAGACGUACUAGAGGCAACUUUAGACAUAGGUGGCUAUCCCGUUGUACUCAACGACACCGCUGGUUUACGUUCGCAAAGUGCGGACGUAAUAGAACAAGAAGGUAUGAUUCGAACCUUAAGGGCCUGUGAAGACGCCAAUUUGAUAUUAUUAGUCGCCGACUGCACAAAUUACUUAUCAUGGCAGAAAGCGAGCCAAUCAAGUAAUUUUCUCGACUUCCUCGCCUUUUACGCGCGAAAGCUUGACAUUUGCGAUAUUUUAUUCAACGAAGAUAACACGACAAAGAAGCCGUUCAUUGUCAUUGGUAAUAAGGUGGAUUUAGUCGAAGAGUGUGACCUGGUACACUUGCAGUCGUUUCAAAACCUGAUCUCUUGCAAUUCAAAGAAAGGCAUUGACUUCUUGACUUCUAGCAUUAUUGACCAGUUGAAGCAAAUAUGUGGAGAGCCGACGGAAGAGCAUCCCAGUAUGAACCAAGUUCGUCAUCGUGAGUAUUUAACUUUAUGCUUGAGACAUCUAGAGUCCUAUCUGCAAGAUCGCCAGUCUUUUGACGACAACACUGUCUUUAUGGCAGAGAAGCUGAGGAAAGCUCUUCGACAGUUAGAUAAGCUAACAGGCACUUUUAGUACUGAGCAGUUGUUAAGUGUCAUUUUUAAUCAGUUUUGCAUUGGAAAAUAA